UCUUCCAUCAGGUCCCUGGCAGAGUCCACUUAGGUGAGAUGUCAAUCUCAUUUGAGGGUUUUUGAGUCCUCAAAGAGUUUGAAAAUGAAGCAAGAAUCCUACUAGAAAUAGAGCAGGGCAAGCAGUAAUGCCUAUCCAUGGCAGAGCUCCUUGUGAACACUCUUGUGACCCUUCCAGGGAGGAGGGUCAGUACAAAGGAACUUCCAGUGUUUCUUUCAAAGCCAGGUUGCAAAUUCCAUUUCAAGCACAGAGGUUCGGGUAAGCGGAGGAUAAAUCCAAAUUGUGGGUCUGGAAGAAUUUCACAGCUAGAACAUUUACUCAUAUUUAUUUCCAUUUAAUCUUUGUGACAUCUCAAGCCCAAAGUCAUUGCUUCAAAUUCAAUAAGUGACCAUCAGAAGGACAAAGAUCACAAGUCAUUCUUAUCUAGCCAGCACACAAGGAGGUGUCUUUUCAAGUGUAACUCAUUAGUCAUUCUUAGGUGGAAUCAUCGGAGCUGGGUAUAAUUUCUUUUAUGAACCUAUGAAGCCACACCCUCCUCUGAGGACAGGUUAUAUAUUUGUACUUCCUCCACCCACUACAUUCUAUAUCAGUUGGGAGCCUGAGCAGCCUGGUAGCUCUGGGCUGCAGUCUUCAUGGCUCCUGCAAAUUUGUCUGCUCCCCUCCCCCUGUGUCUGUGUCUGCUGCUGGCAGCUGGCUUUGCCCAGGCAGGCAGGCUGCUGGUGGUGCCCAUGGAUGGGAGUCACUGGUUCACCAUGAGCUCAGUGGUGGAGAAACUCGUCCAGAGAGGGAAUGAGGUGGUUGUUGUUAUGCCGGAGGUGAGUUGGCAACUGGGAAAAUCACUGAAUUUCACAGUAAAGACUUACUCAACUUCUUACACUCUGGAAGACUGGGACCGGGAAUUCAAGAAGUUUGCUGAGCACCACUGGAAAACUACAGAACAAAAGAUAGCUUUUGCACUACUGGGUUCAUCUUUUGAAUUUUUUCAAUUAUGUUUUUCGCAUUGUAGGAGUUUGUUUAAAGACAAGAAAUUAGUGCAAUACCUAAAGGAGAGCUCUUUUGAUGCAGUACUUAUGGACCCUUUUGAUGCAUGUGGUUUUAUUGUUGCCAAAUAUUUUUCACUCCCAUCUGUGGUCUUUGGCAGAGGAAUGUUUUGCCAUUAUCUUGAAGAAGCUGCGCAGUGCCCAGCUCCUCUGUCUUAUAUUCCCAGAGGUCUGAGUUUCUCAGAUGCCAUGAGUUUUGGACAGAGAAUUUGGAACCAUAUCUCCUACUUGGAGGAGCGUUUAGUUUGCCCCUAUUUUUUUAAAACAGUGCUAGACAUUGCCUCUGAAAUUCUCCCAACACCCGUCACCACGUAUGACCUCUUCAGCCACACGUCAAUUUGGUUGUUACGCACAGACUUUGUCUUCGACUAUCCCAGACCUGUGAUGCCCAACAUGGUCUUUGUUGGUGGAAUCAACUGCCAUCAGGGAAAGCCUCUGUCUAAGGUAUGUUCUCUCACCAUGGCAUAUUAAGAAAAUCCAGCCAAAAUAUAAAAAUUUUUCUAACUCCCAUUAGUUGUUUCUGUUCAUCACAUUUCAGAUUUC
Heterocephalus glaber (naked mole-rat) is the source of this 1583-nucleotide messenger RNA. The record is from RefSeq and is a predicted model, not a curated record. Lineage: Eukaryota; Metazoa; Chordata; Mammalia; Rodentia; Bathyergidae.